GUGAAGCACAACGCGAUGGAGCGGAAUCCAGUCACGGUAGCCGGUGGAAAAAGUGGUGAUUCCAGUAAUCAGGACGAGAAACAGUACUCCAGUGCAGCGGAUUACAUGAGGAAUUUCAAGAACAUCAUAGCCCCGGGAAAUGAGGCCUCCAUGACCAGGGAGUUCAAUCCGCAGGUGGCCUACGAAUUCGAAAAGUAUCUCAAUCCCCUGAAGCUCAAGCAGCAUGUUCUCAAGAGUGAGAAACUGCGAUCCAUUAUAGAGCACUAUGCCAAGGAAUCGGGACAGCCCAUAAAGCAACUGGAACGCCAGGCCAGGGCGAUCAUUGAUGAAAUCGGUCUGGAGCGGAAUAUGGCCAUUAUUCGAUGGUGCGGAAUCGCCAUAACAGCGAUCGGCAAAAGGAUCUGCGAUGGAUUCUACGUCAAUUCGGCCAGCAUGGCCAACGUCCGCAAGGAUAUGGGCAAGUGCCCGGUGCUCUACCUCCCGAGUCAUCGAAGCUACAUGGACUUCAUCCUAAUGUCGUACAUCUGCUACUACUACGACAUCGAGAUACCAGGAAUAGCAGCCGGAAUGGAUUUCCACUCGAUGUUCGGCAUGGGCACCAUGUUGAGAAAAACGGGAGCCUUCUUCAUGCGACGUAGCUUUUCGAACGAUGAGCUUUACUGGGACAUUUUCCGGGAGUACAUGUACGCCCUGGUGGCCAAUUACCACAUCGGCGUGGAGUUCUUCAUCGAGGGCACUCGCUCCAGAAAUUUCAAAGCCCUGGUGCCCAAAAUAGGACUCCUUUCGAUGGCCCUGCUACCGUAUUUCACUGGUGAAGUGCCGGAUGUAAUGAUUGUGCCCGUAAGUGUGGCCUACGAGCGAGUCCUGGAGGAGCAACUGUUUGUUUAUGAGCUGCUGGGAGUGCCAAAACCCAAGGAGUCGACCAAGGGAUUCUUCAAGGCCCUGAAAAUCAUCGACGAGCGAUUUGGCAAGAUGUUCCUGGACUUCGGAGAACCGAUUUCGGUAAAGGAGUUCUUCGGACACGACAGUGGGCAGCGGAUGCAGCGAGCAGGCGUGGGCGGUCACCUCCAGAAGCUCAACCGCCAGGAGGUGGAACUGGUCAAGCAGCUGGCCAACGAGAUUAUCUACCAACAGCAGCGACGCAUUGUGAUCACCACCUUCAAUCUGUUGAGCUUGUACUACGCGAGUCAAUUGUAUGCCCAAAAGAGUGUAAACAUCGAUGAGCUGUCCCGGGGUGUUCUGCAUCUAAAGCGGAUCUUCGAGCAGCUGGGAGCCCAUGUUAGCACUACUCCUAGUAGCAUCAAGGCGGAUAUUAUAGAUGCCGUGGAGAUACACUCAAAUAUCCUGCAUUUUGCCACCGCCAGAUUGCAGUUUACGCCCAUGGCAGCCAAACAAUUGGCGGAACGGAUAGAUGUGAAGCGCAUGAAAGCCCACGCUCUUUGUCCACAAACCAUGGCGGUGGCUGUUCCCAUGCUGGCCCUGCAGCUCUACAUCAAUCCCUGCAUGUUUUGGCUGGCCAGACCGGCUUACCUGCUCCUGGCAGCGCUGAAGGAGCAGAGGAAUCAAAGGAAUCAAUUGACAGAAGACAUCUCGUACGAUGCCAGUUUAAGUGCCCUGCACUCGCAUGUGACCACCAUGGAUGCACUGUUCCAGCACGAGUUCAUCAUUGAGUCGAAUCGCGAGGCGGCCGAGUUUGAGACCCAUCUUCAACUGCUCCUGGACGAACGGGUGGUGGAGGUGGAGAAGAGCGGUAGGAUCAGGGUGCAGGACAAUGAGUGCUCGCAUGUCAUACUGGCUGCCUUGGCGCCAUUCCUAUGCCUCUACUACCAGCUGGUGGUCACGUUAAGAAAGAUUCCUUUGGAUUUCGAGUUCAGCAACAAGGAUUUGCUUGUUCGCGUCCAGCAGCAUGUGGAGCAGCUACUUCAGCAACCCGGAGGAUCUGCCUCCCACGUGCAUCCAUAUUGCCUGGCACUGGACAAUCUCAACAUAGCUAUCUACGCCCUGAUCCAGAGGAGCUACAUUCUGAAAUGUAAGGACUCGGGACAGAUGAAGAUCGCCGGCACUCCAGGAAAGUGCCUGCAGGAGCUGGAACGACAGCUCCUCGAGUACUGUCAAUUAAUGCCAUUCGCCCAAUACUCGACGGCGGCCAACCAGCAGGCGCAGUUUCACAUAGCCAAGUUAUAACUGGCAAAUGGCAAGAGGUCGGCGGGGCAGGCGGCUCCCAGGGAAGAGGAAACCGAUCUAAAUCCCGAUUCAGGAUCGAAUCCCAAACAGUGUAGUACAAUUAGCAUUUCAUUGCCCAUGCAGUUCAUCCAGUUUGUUGUCGGCCUGCUCAAGAAUUGUCGCAUCAUCUGCAUUUUGUUUUUCAUUGUGGUGGUGGCGCCGCUUUGGCAGCUGGUUCACUGGAUCAUCACUUCCUCCCAUUCAUUCACGUAGGCUUAGGGGUGUCUAGUUAGGAUGGAUCGAAUUAAAUAGUCGGAAAGAAAUUCUAAAAUAUUUAAUACAUCAAGGUACCUACGAAAUCUUACGAAUUUUUUCACUUUAUUUAAUUCAAUUAAAUUCUCUUUUAAAAACAAAAGAUAUUUGAACAAAAGUCUCUUUUAGAAUGAAGUAUUGCUCAUAUAUCAAUAUAAUCCCAUAGCUAUAAUUUGACAUUCCCCUUUUUAUAGUUUUUUAAAUAAGUUUUAAGACAAAAGAGAAAAUAAAUUAAAUUUUUGACUUUCCAUGACUUAAAAAAAAUCGGUCCAUCCUAGAAAGCGAGUGUAUCUGAGAACUAAAAGUAUAUAUAAGCUUAAAAACUGAUAUUUAUGUCAAGUUUGCCAUAAAAUACAAAUGAAAUUCACUAAAACGCCAAAACACAAACUUGCAAGAAAUCGAAUUUUGAUCAAAAACAAUUUGUAUAGAAAACCGGUUACUGGUAGAUCCCAUCGAAAUAUAUAUUUCAUAUAUUUUUUGCCAAGGACAUCUUAAAAUGUUUUCCAACAAAACAUGACACAAAAAUGCACAAUUUCAAGAUUUUAAAAGAUCAAUUAGUUAAGAUCUUGCAAAGGUUUGAAGAUUUUUAAACUAGCAAGAAACAUUUUCAAUAUUUAGUUAUAUCGUUUUUUAUUUGUUCCAAGCGAGAUAUUAACUUUUUAAAUCAUUUCGAAUUAAUAAUCUUUUUCACAUUUAACAUAAUUAGGCACAAAUUAUUUAAACUAUUCUUUAUUGGCAAAAGUGUGACGGAUUUUGUAAUUUUAAAAUUCCUUUAAAUCGUUUAAGUUGUUGUACAAUGUAAGCUGGUGUUACGUUUGUGUUUCAUUUUAUAAUCAUAAGUUGGUUAUGUUCAUCAUCCCCGGAGUUAUUUUUAAAUAUUCUAUUGUGCCAAUACAAAAGUCAGCACCUCAAAGAAAAAAUUACAAGGCAACAAUAAAACUUGCCACUAGAUAUUUAUAAAAAAGGUUGAUUCAGACGUGAUCCCAUUUGCGUUCAAAUCCGCUUAUUCCUAAAGAAAAUAGCACAAAAAUGUCCGAAAUGUGCAAAACAAAUAUUAUGUAUUAUGAUAUUUUUAGACAUUGUUUGGUUUUAUUUUAUAUUUAUAUAGAUUUUAAAAAGAGAAAACAACACCGAUCCUAACUUCACCCGCUAGUAACUAAACCAACAAAAAAACAGAGCAAUAAUAAAAAUGUAGUCGGUGUCGAUUGCACCCCAGAAACUUAAA
This is a messenger RNA of Drosophila rhopaloa, 3700 nucleotides long. RefSeq names its product dihydroxyacetone phosphate acyltransferase (gene Dhap-at). Gene Ontology annotation, biological process: ether lipid biosynthetic process. The coding region runs from base 16 to 2184 and encodes 722 amino acids. Gene Ontology annotation, molecular function: glycerone-phosphate O-acyltransferase activity. Lineage: Eukaryota; Metazoa; Arthropoda; Insecta; Diptera; Drosophilidae. The transcript has 3 exons. The record is from RefSeq and is a predicted model, not a curated record. Gene Ontology annotation, cellular component: peroxisomal membrane; mitochondrial membrane; peroxisome.